Messenger RNA from Closterium sp. Naga37s-1, 4608 nucleotides. The record is from the annotation of a GenBank genome assembly. Lineage: Eukaryota; Viridiplantae; Streptophyta; Zygnematophyceae; Desmidiales; Closteriaceae.
AUGCGCGCAAAGCCGUCCUGCACAUCCCCGUAUGCGCGCGUCAUUUCUCCCCACUCCGCAUUCCUCCCCGCCUCCCCCAACCUCUCCUCCUUGCUGUUCUUCUUCCUAGCCCAGCUCACCAUCUCUCUCUUUUCCCCUCUCGUCCCCUCCACCCGCCGUUUCUCACGCUUUUCGCGCAUCAUGGUGUCGGGCAGCGGAGUGGUGAAGCAGACCAUUGUGGUCGACGCGCGUCACCACAUGCUGGGGCGCCUCGCGUCGAUCGUCGCUAAGGAGCUCCUUAACGGCCAGCAUGUGGUCGUGGUGCGGUGCGAGGACAUCUGCCUGUCGGGCGGGCUGGUGCGCCAGAAGAUGAAGUACCUCCGCUUCCUCCGCAAGCGCAUGAACACCAAGCCCUCCAAGGGCCCCUUCCACUUCCGCGCGCCCUCCAAGAUCUUCUGGCGCACUCUCCGCGGAAUGAUCCCCCACAAGAUUCCCCGCGGCGCCGCUGCUUUGGACCGCCUGAAGGCGUUCGAGGGCAUCCCCGCGCCCUACGACAAGAUGAAGCGAGUCGUCAUCCCCGACGCGCUUAAGGUGCUGCGGUUGAAGCCUGGGCACAAGUUCUGUCUGUUGGGUCACCUUGCCCAUGAGGUUGGCUGGCACUACUGGGAUGUUGUCAAGGAGCUGGAGGCCAAGCGUAAGGCUGAUGCUGUGGAAUACUACAAGGAGAAGAAGGCGACUAUCAAGGCGCGCGCAGAUGCUGUUAAGGUCGCGUCGUUCGUCACGUCGCUCGUGACGUCCGCGAUCAUCUUCCUCCUGCUCCUCACCCUCUUCUCCAUCCUCAUCCGCCGCCCCGCCAACUUCCCCAUCUACUUCCCCAAGCGCAUCCUCCGCGGGCACGGCCCUCCGCCGCUCGCGGAGAUCAGCGCGCUGGAGUGGCUCCGGCGCGUGCUGCGCUGCACGGAGCAGGACGUGGUUCACUCCGCGGGGCUGGAUGCCGCAGUGUAUCUGCGUAUACAGCGCAUGUGUCUGAUGAUCGUGCUGUGGCACGCCGCGUACUGCCUCCCCGUGCUCAUUCCGCUCUGCGCCACCGGCGGGUUUUACGCUUCGUUCAACGCGGGGCGGCCUCCUGCGGAGCAGAUCAAUUUCUCCGCGCUGGAUGCCAUUGCCAUGGGGAACGUGCCCGUGAGUGCUGCCUGCCGCUUGAAUCUACUUUCUGUGGUGUCUUUUGAGUCGGACGCAAAGGUACACUCAGACUCAGAUCCUCAUCUGCAGUUCUCCGCGCUGGAAGCCAUUGCCAUGGAGAAUGUGCCCCCCAACGACUCUCGCCUGUGGGCCUUCUUUGUGGGCGCGUACUGGUCCGCGCUGGGCACGCUGCUCAUUCUGCACCGCACGUACCGCCACGUCAGCAGGCUCCGCGCCAAGCAGAGGGAGGAGGACCCCGAGGUCCAGGUGGAGGAGUUUGCAGUGCUGCUGCGCAACAUCCCCCCGCACCGCUGUGCACCCAAGAACACCGUUUCUAUCGCUCCUGUGCCUGGUAAUGCUAGUAGUGCUGGUGGUGCAGGUGCUGGUGCUGGUGUUGUUGCAGCUAGUAGCAGCAAUAGUAGCGGCGGCAGCAGCAGCAGCAGCAGCAGCAGCAGGCCUGCUGUGUCUGCACCACUGCUGUCUGCGCAGGGAGGGGCUGAGCCAGGAGCGAGAGGGGUCGGGGCCCCAGCUGGUAGCGGCGUUGACAGUGACGACGAGGAGGAUGGUGACGGUGAUGGUGAUGUGUGGAGGAAUCAAGAGGAGGAGGAUGGGGAUAGGGGACAGCAGCAGAAGUCAGUCCAAGCAGAGAAACAUGGGCGAGAUGAAGAGCUGGGACUGGGGGAGGAAACUGGAGGGGGAAGCGGGACAGGUGGAAAAGGAGGGGGAAGAGGAGGUGGGGGUGAUGGUGGUGAGAAUGUUGGGAGGUCCAGGCGGAGGGAAGCAGCAGAUGCUGUGGAUACAUUGUUCGGGUGGCUGUAUGGGGAAGCCUACUGUGGUGUCAACAUUCUGAGAUCGCUGGAUAAGCCGCGCACGGUUCUGCAGCAGCUGGCAGCAGCACGCAGGCAGCUACUGCGCGCCAAGGCCACGUGGGUGCAAGCACAGAGAGACGCAGGCAGGGCAGAGGAACCUGCUGCAGGGGGGGUGAUGAUCACCCAUGGAGGGGGGAUUGCAGACAGACGGCGAGAGACAACAGGUGGGCUGAAGGGGGGAGCAGCAGGAGGCGCGGAGGAGGAGUGGGAGGCAGGAGAGUCGAGCGGCGCAGGGCCGGAGGUCCUGGUGGGGACAAGGGGGGCGGUGGGACGCGCGGAACGGCUAGGGUGGUGGCCUAAGGGGUGGGUGCGGCGGAGAGGCAGUGGUGGUGAUGGGGAUGGGGAUGGGGAAGGGGAGGGGCAUGCGGAGAUGGGCAGAGGGGGAAGCAUGGGGAGUAGUGGUGGUGGUGCUGCUGCUGGUGCUGCUGCUGGUGGUAGCGGUGGUGGUGGUGGUGGUUGGUGGGGGCGAGGGAAGGGGAGGGGAGAGGUGGAGAGGCCGCAGCAUCGGACGGGAUGGAUGGGUCUGUGGGGAAAGAAGGUAGAUUCGAUCCGGUUCUAUGAGGAAGUGGUGCGGUGCAAAGAGCGGGAGCUGAAGCACGCACAGAGAGAGGCGUGGGCUGGGAGCACUAGCCGCUGCAUAUCUGCUGGUGCUGGUGCUGCUGGUGGUGGUGCUGGUGCUGCUGGUGGUGGUGCUGGUGCUGCUGGUGGUAGUGCUGGUGCUGCUGGUGCUACCGCUGCUGCUACUGGUGCUGGUGGAAAGGCUGGGCCUAUGUGGCAGAUGCGACUGAGGAGGAGGAGUGAGGAGGACGAGGAGGAAGAGAGGCAGGAGAGGCAGCAGCUUGUGUGCGCUUUGGAAGGCGAGGAGGCAUCACCACCGGGGGCAUGUGGGGGAGGUGGGGGAGGUGGAGGAGGUGGAGGAGGUGGAGGAGGUGGAGGAGGAAGGGAAGGAACUGGAUAUGCAGCAAGGGGUACGGUUGACACUGCGGGAAGGCCAGGGAUUAUGGAAGGGACGGGUGGAAAAAGGGGCUUGGAAGGGAUUCAGGAAGAGGAAGGGGAGGAGGGUGAGGAGCAGGAGAGGGAGGAGGGGGGCAAAGGGGAGGAAGAAGAAGAGGAAGGGGAGGGAGAGGGUAACGAAGGUCGCAGCAAGGGAUCUCUAACCGGGCGUGUGGGGCGGAUGGCGAAGCGGCCAGCAGCAAGAGCAGUGUCAGCAGCAGCUGAGAAGCCGGUGGUGGGGGGUGUGGCGCGAGGAGUGCAGAGGAUGGUGAUGACGUCUGCGGGCGUUGUGGUGUUUGGGGAUCGUGUGAUGGCGGCAGUGGCGGCGCAGACUCUGCAUGCUGACAACGCCAUGCUGUGGCACACAGAGCCGGCCCCGGAGCCCAACGACGUGCUGUGGGACAGCAUCAGCAUCUCGCGAGUGUCGUGCGCCAUCAGGACCGCUGCCGUCUACGUCCUCGUCUUCCUCACCAUCUGCUUCUACAUGAUCCCCAUCGGCUUCAUAUCCAGCCUCACCACCCUGCAGAACCUGGAGAAGUCACUGCCGUUCCUCAAGCCCAUCGUGGAACAGCCUGUCCUGCGCACGUUCAUAGAGGCCUUCCUUCCGCAACUUGCGCUCAUCCUCUUCCUCGCGCUGCUCCCCAACCUCCUCCUCCGCCUCUCGCUCUUCGAAGGCCUGCCCUCGCGCUCCCACGCCAUCCGGGCAGCCUCGGGAAAAUAUUUCUACUUCACGGUUCUAAACGUGUUCAUCGGAACCACUCUCACAUCUGGCGUUUUCCAGGCGAUCAAGCAGAUCGUGGAUCAUCCAACGGCUGUGGUUGACUUGCUCGGAUCUUCCCUCCCGCAAGCCGCGACGUUUUUCAUCUCCUACAUCUCCCUGAAGUUUCUCGUAGGAGCCGGGCUCGAGCUUACGCGGCUCGUCCCGCUCGUGCUUUUCCACGCGCGGCGCCGGUUGCUCUGCCGCACGCAGCCGGAUCUGCGCGACGCGUGGAAGCCCGGCGAGCCGGACUACAAGAGCUUGCUCCCCGGAGACCUCCUAGUCGCGACGCUCGCGCUCUGCUACGCGGUGAUUUCGCCGCUGAUUCUCCCGUUCGCCGGCGCGUAUUUUCUCACGCAGUGGCUCGUUAUGAAGAACCAGCUCGUGCAGGUAUACGUUAACGAGUUCGAGAGCCGCGGAAGGAUUUUUCCGCACGCGUUGGCGCGCGUUCUGGCGGCGCUCGUGCUGUCGCAGCUCACGCUGAUUGGCUACUUCGGAGUGAAGCAGUUCCCCGCGACGCCCGCGCUCAUCCCGCUGCUGUUCAUCUCCGUGAUUCACGCUGUCUACAUGCACCGGCGCUUCCACGCGUCCUUCGCGCGCCCGUCGCUGCAGCAGGCGAGUCGCGCCGGCGCGCCGCCGGUGCCGCCUCCCCCGGAAGAGGACAAGAUCAGGGAGGCGUAUCUGCCGGAGGAGAUGCGGCGCGUGCAGAAGCAGAGGGAGUGGGAGGAGGAGGUGUGCCGGGUGCUGCCUGGGGAGCCUGUCAUGGAGCGAGGGAGAUUGUCACGUGGCAAGGAGGGAUUCGGCAAGGACGAGGAAGAUCUUUGCUGA